UUGUCGUAGUCCUCCCCCGGGUAGGCCAUGUUGGCGGCGCGGCAGGAAGGAGCGACGAGGCCGCGCAGCCCGGCUGAGGCGACAGGCAGCGCGCACUCCGAUUGGUUGAGCCAACUGCCCUGUCUUAAAUUCCUCUCUCUGAUUGGAUGCGCCACCUGCCCAUCAUCCCCUCGCAGCUCCCGCCUCCCCGCUGCUGUGCUUCCCAUUGGCCGAGCCGAGCCGUUGCCAUGGCAACGCGCUAGUCCCGCCCCUCGGCGGCCCGUGAGGCGAUGGAGGAGGGCGGCGGUGGCGGCGGCGCCUCAGGGCCGGCAGCGGGGCCAGGCCCGGCCAUGGCGGCGGGGGGGCGGCCCGCUGGGCUGCCUGCACGUCCUGUGGCAGCGGGAUGAACCCGCCGGCAAGAUCCCGGCCCGCCGCCUGCGCAGGGCUGCCCGCCUGCACCGCCGCCUGGGGCCUACGGGCAAGGAGAGCCACGCGCUGAAGAGGCUGCGGGAAGCCGCCAACGGGAACGAUUUGGAUACAGUGCAGCAACUCCUGGAGGAUGGAGCCGACCCCUGCGCCGCGGACGACAAAGGCCGGACAGCCCUGCACUUCGCCUCCUGCAACGGCAACGACCACAUCGUGCAACUGCUUCUGGACCACGGCGCUGACCCAAACCAGAGGGACGGGCUGGGGAACACUCCCUUACACCUGGCUGCCUGCACGAACCACGUUCCCGUCAUCACCACGCUGCUGCGCGGAGGGGCCAGAGUCGACGCCUUGGAUCGGGCUGGCAGAACCCCGCUGCACCUCGCUAAAUCCAAGCUCAACAUCCUGCAGGAAGGGCUCUCCCACAGCCUGGAGGCCGUACGCCUCGAAGUGAAACAGAUCAUCCAGAUGUUGCGGGAAUACCUGGACCGCCUGGGGAGGCAUGAGCAGAAGGAACAGCUGGACGACCUCUGCUCCAAGUUACAGAUGACCAGCACAAAGGAGCAGGUGGAUGAGGUUACGGACCUCCUCGCCAGCUUCACCUCGCUCAGCCUGCAGAUGCAGAAGAUGGAGAAGAGGUAACGGGGCUGCUGGCCCAGGAGGAGAAGCCUCAGAGAAGAAGGCGCAGACUUCGCAGGCUGAUGAAUGAACGUUUUUGCCCCGGCUCUUCCUGCCGGAUCCGCGCUCUGGCUGGUGCUCAGACUGUCCCCGUGGCCCCACGGCUGCCUCACGGGGAGGCAGCGGGAUUUGGACAGCAGAGUUCUGCGGACUGAGACUUUAGGGGAAGGAAAAAAAAAACAAAAGAAGAGUCGUUCUUUGGAUCAGAGGGGCUGGAACUGAAUAGGAUACCCCUCUCGGAGGUAUUCUGCCUUGUCCUAAGCACUUCAGCUCAACGCAGGCGGUGGCUGAUGCCACGAGCAGUCACCAGCCAGCCCAGCUCGCUGCUGGCCACCGUCACAGAGCUGCCUGGAGCAGGCAUCUUCUGCCACCACCGCAGCACCAAAAAGCAUGGGGGGGUGGGAAGCGGGCACCCCGGACAGCAGAAGGCUUUGUGCUGGGAGAAUUACAUGCACUUUAUUCUGCAUGGUAGCAGCUGAGCAAACACACCGCCUUCAGAAACGCGCAGCCAAGCUUAAUCCUGACUGUCCCCAGGGCCUGCAGACAGAGGGCAGAGAGAAUCGGGCCGGUUAGGAAUGGGAUACGAAGCUUUUAAGCAAACUAACAGCUUCCUCCGGGCACCGUUUAUAAAGCACUGCUGAAAGUUAAUGCUUAAAUUAACGAAUCACUUGUGAAAGUUACCCAGGUAGGCAGUCCGUGGGUCAGGGUUGCCCCGGCGCAAAGAUAAGGAUUAGGGGCUGACUCAAUGUUAGUGCGGUUUUAGGCAGCCACGCUGUAAAAAAUCAAAACAAACCAAACCGACACAAACCCACUGCAACUGACUUUUCUGUUUCCUGCUACUGGAAGACUGUUUUCUCUAACGGCUGGCCUCCUGUCUAGGAAAAGGGCAGCUGGAGCUCCAAGCUGAGAUACCAGAACACGCAGUAGCUUUUAGAUGGGGUCACGCGUUGGUGCUGGAAGCCACGGUUAGGACAGCGUUGUGGCAGGGCUGGAGCCGUCACUGUGAAUAAGGUUACUUGGUUAGGGAUUGCUGGAUGGGAAGGGUGGGAGACAAUCUGACCUUUUUGUAUGUUGAACUUCAAUAAAAUCCCGUUGGCCUUUU
Molecule: messenger RNA, 2185 nt
Organism: Anas platyrhynchos (mallard)
Lineage: Eukaryota; Metazoa; Chordata; Aves; Anseriformes; Anatidae
Gene: ANKRD54
Product: ankyrin repeat domain 54
Molecular function (GO): protein binding
Source: RefSeq, a predicted model, not a curated record